AUGGCCACUCCCAGCUUCAUCCCUAACCCCGGAGACCACGAAGACCUGGACUUGUCACUUCACGAACAUCACGAGCCCGUGGAGGUAACUGGGUUCCUCCCCUGUCUCACAGACCACUUCCACAUGCAGUCGGAGUCCUUGAUCGGCCCCCUGAUGCAGAGCAUCUCACACCAGCACUGGAAGGUGCGGGUGGCUGUCAUCGAGGCCACCGGCUCUGUGAUCCAGUUUGGCAGCGGGAAGUCGGUGGACGACGUCCUCCCUCACUUUGCUCAGAGGCUCUUCGAUGACGUCCCCCAGGUGCGGCAGGCGGUGACCUGUGUGGUGGGGGGCUGGCUGCUGGACCUGCGGGACCGCUACUCCUUCUUCCACAAGCUGAUCCCGCUGUUGCUUAGCAACCUCGAGGACGACAUCCCUGAGAUCGCGCUCGCAGCCGCCAGCCUCUGGGAGAAGGUGGGCCUGCAGUGGCAGAGGGAGAACGAAGACGACCUCAAAGAUAAGCUGGACUUCGCCUCGCCCCCUCCAGCCCACCACCCCUCUCCAGACAACCGCCCUGGGUUGGGCUGUCGGGAGCUCGUCUUCAGAAACCUCUCCAAGAUCCUUCCCGCCAUCUGUCAUGACGUCACUGACUGGGUGGCGGGGACCAGGGUGAAGGCCGCGCAGCUGCUGGCCGUGCUGCUGCUGCACGCCGAGGACCACGUCACACAGCACCUGGAGGUCGUCCUGCGAACCCUGCACCGGGCCUGUGCCGACGACGACAGGGCCGUGGUCCGCAGCGUGAGUUGCCUCUUCCGGUCACGGAAGCUGUGGCUACGGGUUGUGGACUUCGCCCUGUGCCGCGAAGACUGCAGACGGUGCAGCUUACAGCUCUUGGAGGUCCUGGUGACCAUAGAGGCGCUCUGGGGUGCCACAGGCCUCGGCGACAAGGUCCGGGAGACCAUGGACGCGCUGGCCACGGCACAGGACAUCAACGGACGCCAGGAUCUGUACCGAGAGCACGCAGGCCCCCUCGUGGAGUGGCUGGCCGCGUCGCACCACGACUGGACCGUCCACUCAGCAGAGCUUCUGCAGUUCGUCGUGGUGAUCAACCACGCAGGCCCGGCGCUGGGAGAAGUGCUCCCCCACCUGGUGCCCGUCCUCAGGAGCUGCCUCCAGCCCGCCCGGGACCCACAGAUGCGCCUGCAGCUCUUCUCCUCCCUGUCGCGGGUGCUGCUGAGCGCAAAGCAGACUGUCGACUCCCAGGGGCACUUUCACCACUACCUCGACACUGUGACGAAGGACAUCUUGGUCCCUAAUCUGCAGUGGCACGCAGGGAAGACGGCUGCAGCCAUCCGCACGGCAGCCGUGUCCUGCCUCUGGGCACUCAUCAGCAGUGAGGUCCUGUCGGACGAGCAGAUCCGGAAAGUUCAGGAGACGCUGAUGCCGCAGAUUCUAACCUCCCUGGAAGAAGAUUCCCAGAUGACUCGAUUAAUUUCGUGCCAAAUCAUCAACACAUUUCUAAAGACCUCCGGUGGUGUGGCUGAUGCCGAUAAGCUCAUCAAGGUUUAUCCUGAGCUCCUGAAGCGUCUGGACGACGUCUCCCACGAAGUGAGGCUCGCGGCCACCUCCGCCUUGGUCACGUGGCUGGCGUGUGUCAGAAGCGACGACGACGUGAAGUCCUGCUACCAGAGCCACAUUCAGUUCCUGUACAGAGAGCUCCUCGUGUACCUCGAUGACCCGGACAGCACUGUCCAGGAUGCGGUUUUAGAGGUCCUCAAAGCAGGCAGUGUCCUGUUCCCUGAGCUCCUGGCUAGAGAGACAGAGGCUGUCAUCCACAAGCACCGCUCUCCUGCCCUCUGCCAGCAGCUGCUACAGCACCUGCAGGCCCAGCCGCCCGCCCAGUGA
Molecule: messenger RNA, 1881 nt
Organism: Puma concolor (puma)
Lineage: Eukaryota; Metazoa; Chordata; Mammalia; Carnivora; Felidae
Source: RefSeq, a predicted model, not a curated record